Molecule: messenger RNA, 360 nt
Organism: Rosa chinensis
Lineage: Eukaryota; Viridiplantae; Streptophyta; Magnoliopsida; Rosales; Rosaceae
Product: protein PELPK1-like
Exons: 1
Coding region: 1-360 (119 amino acids)
Source: RefSeq, a predicted model, not a curated record
AUGGCCUCUCGUCGCCUCCCAGCCUUUGUCUUCCCACUUUUGCUUUUCACUUUCUCGCUUAUGUGCUCCAAAACACUGGUCCAAGGAGCUCGCUGUCUUCUCGAGACUCAAGUGCCUCAGGUGCCUGAGCUUCCAAAGCCUAAAUUGCCCCAUCUUUCUAGUCUUCCAACCUUGCCAAAGCCUGAACUGCCACAACUGCCGAAGCCCGAGCUGCCACCAUUGCCAAAGCCGGAGCUUCCACAACUGCCAAAGCCAGAGUUGCCACAUUUGCCUGAGCCAGAAUUGCCAUCAUUGCCUAAGCCCAAGUUGCCACCAUUGCUCAUGUACCAACUUUGCCAAAGCCUGAAGGCCUCAAGUUAG